Molecule: messenger RNA, 1791 nt
Organism: Leptosia nina
Lineage: Eukaryota; Metazoa; Arthropoda; Insecta; Lepidoptera; Pieridae
Source: the annotation of a GenBank genome assembly
AUGAGUCAAAGUGAUCAAAAUGUCGAUAGCGUGUAUGUGCCCAACGACGAUGGAUUUUAUAGUGAUGUCCCAAUUUCGGGUUCAUUAUCUAAGUCACUGUUAGCAUUGAACAAAUAUGUCAAAAAGAAUUUACUCUAUGACGAAAGCGAAGAUCAGGUUGAUGAAAUACCGCAUAAUGACGGAGCAUACUUUUCCAAAGAAAGUAGCCCAAACGAUUCCGUAGUGAAGAGUGACACAGACAGUGUUAAUAGUAGCGAAUUGUGCACGCAGAGUAGCGGUUCGGCUUUAAUUGCAAACGUAAUUGCCGAGCCAGAAACUGAUAGAGACGAUCCCACGAAACAAACAGAUGACUACAAAUUUAGACAACUUCUCGAGAACCCCGGAACUGCUAGUCGACGGGACUCAAUCCGCUCCAAUGAAUCACAAAUAAGAGAUACUUUAUCAAAUGAUUUAUUAAACUAUUCCACUGGAAACGAACCGUCUAUAGGACUAGAAUCUAAUAGCGAAAUUAAUAAUAACACUGUUGUAUUACGAAGAAAAUCCAAUAGAAACGACGCGGCUACAAAUCAACAAAGAAAUUCAGUAAAUGAUGUUAAUUGGGUCAGUAGGAUGAAUAAUUAUCCAGACGUGUAUGCACCGCUACCAUUUAAAUCUCCAAACCGUCGCUAUGUCGAGAGCGACGUGAACAUCCACUACCGUUGUCCAGUGCGACACGAUCCAUUACCGUUAGUGCCUGAACGAGAGUUGGCCCGUCAACAAGCUGAGCAUAUGAAAAGGUUAUAUAGAGAACAGAAACGGAACAAAUACCUACAAGAAAAUGACUAUCGCGCCGUCGACAUAGAAGCAUUUGAUGCGUCCAUAAAGGAGCUUCAAGAUAUGCAAAGUAGGCGACAUCAAGAUAAUUUCAUGCCAUCGCAGAAGACGGUUGUUCCUCUAAAUCGUUAUGACGAAGCCGAGAGGGUCAUAGCUAGAGCUCUGUACACAUUCAAUGGUCAAACGGCCAGGGAGCUGAGCUUCAGGAAAGGAGACAUCAUUAAUGUGAGAAGACAGAUAGAUAACAAUUGGUAUGAAGGGGAAAUUCAUGGUAGAAUUGGACUAUUCCCAUACAAUUAUGUUGAGUUAUUAAAAGGCGACGUGGCACAGUCACCAAAGAAACCGACGAUCAUCGAAGGCCGUGCAAGAGCGAAAUUCGAUUUCACUGCACAAACUAACCUCGAACUUCCGCUGAAGAAGGGAGAACUAGUGGUACUUACAAGACGCAUAGACCACAACUGGUGGGAGGGUAGGAUCGGGAAUAAAACUGGAAUAUUCCCGGAUAGCUAUGUGACGAUUCUACAGGAACCUAGUCAAAGUAAACCUGAGCCGCAACUAAUCCUGUCGACGGAUAAGCCAGUAGCGUCCCCCGCUGCCCAUGGCUUGGUAAACGGAGAUAAACGCAGUUUGGGUUCACACAGCUACACCCCACAGCAAAAUAGUGCCGCCCUAGCCAACGCCCCACCUGCUACCGAACCACUUAUAGGUUAUCCAGUAAAAAGUACGCCAACGGAACGUAGCUACAACAACGCUGUCAAUCUGAACAACACUGAACCUCUUUACGUCGAUACUAACGCUGAGGCUGUGCCAUAUCGUGCGAUGUACAAAUACCGACCUCAGAACCCCGACGAGCUCGAACUGAACGAGGGUGACACUGUGUACGUGCUGGAAAAAUGUGAUGAUGGCUGGUACGUCGGCUCAAGCCAGCGAACAGGACGGUUCGGCACUUUCCCAGGUAACUACGUGGAGCGCAUUUGA